AACCUGCUGGAUUUCAUCCCUGCUUGGCCACCAACUCAGAGUUAAAACUCUGUUUUAACAGAUUAACAAAGUUGGAAGGGACCUUUUAGGUCAUCUAGUCCAACCCCCCGCUGAAGCAGGAGACCCUACACCAUUUCUGACAGAUGACAGUCUGGUCUCUUCUUGAAAGCUUCCAGUGACGAAGCUCCCACGACUUCCAAAGGCAACUUCUGUUCCAUGGGUUGAUUGUUCUCCCUGUCAGAAAAUUUCUCCUUAUUUCCAGGUUGAAUCUCUCCUUGGUCAGUUUCCAUCCAUUAUUCCUUCUCUGGCCUUUUGCGUGCCUUGGAGAAUAGCUUGACCCCCUCCUCUCUGGGGCAGCCCCUCACAUAUUAGAAGAUGCUAUCAUGUCUCCCUGGUCCUUCUCUUCACUAGACCAGACAUGCCGAGUUCCUGCAACCGUUCUUUAUAUAUUUUCGCCUCCAGUCCCCUAAAAUCAUCUCUGCACUCUUUCUAGAAUCUCAACAUCUUUUUUAUAGUGUGGUGACCAAAACAGGACACAGUACUCUAGGUGUGGUCUUACUAAGGCUUUAUAGAGUGGUAUUAGCUCUAACCAAAGUGUCCUUCUGGCUUGCUCAGAAAACCUUUUCCGUCCUGUGGCUUUAAGAGGAGGAGAAAACCUGAUUAUUUUUGUCUGUUGGGAUUUAGUGAAGGGCCAGGAGGAGGAGAGCUGGCAGAGAACCAGGCCUUACGUCAGCCUGGCAUUUGACAAGACAAAACAGAAACGGGUCCGUCCUUCAGACUUUGUCUAUCAGAAGCGUUGACGGGAGAAAACUGUAGCUCAGAAGGUGUGCAUUCGACAGGAAGUUCCUUUAGAAACGGCUUUUUAAAACUGCUUUCCUAAAGCAACUUGUUCUGCAGAUCCUCAGAUAUAUUCCAGUUCUUCUUUCUCUCCUUCCUGGCUUCCUGCUAUUAGUCUUUUCAUGCACUUGCAAGGAUUUGUGCUGUCUUGGCGAGGACAGUGAGUUUUAUGUUUUGCUGUUGUGGUUGCCGGGUGCAUGGCGACAUCCGAUAGCCAUCCCAACGUGGCAGAUGGCAAAACUCUUUUGAGAAGCACCACGAUCCACACGGGUGGCUGAGUUGACUCCAAAAUUGAAGGACAGGACUUUGGCGUCAUGCAUUUCAAGCACUGGCUUCCCCAGAUGGGGGUCCAGUUCAAUCGAGUGAAGCCCAGAACCCUCAGAGGAAGAAGCAGGGGGGCUGCAUCCCUGGGAAGACACCUGGAUCUCAUGUUGGGGAGAAGACCACUCUUCAAGAGAAUAUUUGACCUAGACCAGACUCGGUGCUCCUUGGCAUCUCCACUCAGGAACUUCACCCAUUACUCAGGAAUGUUACAAGAAUCAACAUCUCGGCCUGCUUCCCCCAGACCAAACCAAAGAGUGCCGAAGAACGUAGCCACUUCUGAAGCCAUCCAAAAACACAAGAAAAGUCUGGCGGAUUGGUUUAGCCGGCAGCCCAACGAGGAGAGACAGUUUGGACCUUCCUUCGCCCUGGACGCCACCCACGUCGAUCCGGUGAUCCGGGAGAGCUCCCUGGAGGAAAUCUUGAAACCAUCUCCAGAUCUGACAAUCCAGAACCAACUCCAAUGUUCUUGCUAUCAUACCAUUGGCCUCCAGAACCUUUUUGACGAAGACCUCUGCGGACAAGAAGUGAAGAAUGUCGUCCUCUAUGGGACGGUGGGCACCGGGAAAAGCACCCUCAUCAAGAAGAUGGUGAUGGACUGGUGUCACGAGCGCCUUCCUCAUUUUGAGCUGCUCCUCCCCUUCUCCUGUGAAGACCUUUCCCAGGGCAACAGCCCCGUGUCUUUGCGCCGAUUAGUGACCAAGAAAUACCUCCACCUGCGGGAGGUGGCCCCACUGCUUGGCUCCAGCAACCUCAAAGUGCUCUUCAUCCUCAAUGGCCUUGACCGUCUCAACCUGGACUUUCGCCUGGCCCGCACUGAGCUUUGCUGUGACCCCAAUGAGCCCCUCUUGCCAGCUGCCAUUGUCGUCAACCUGCUCAGGAAGUACAUGAUGCCCGAGGCCAGCAUCAUUGUCACUACUCGCCCUUCGGCAGCACGCCGGAUCCCCAGCAAGUUUGUGGGACGCUACGUUGAAGUCUGUGGCUUCUCGGAUCUCAACCUCCAGAAGCUUUACUUCCAGAUGCGCCUACGGCAGCCGGAGUGUGCCGGAACCUCUGGUCCCCCUACGGCAGAGCAGGCCAAUGAGCAGGACAACCUUGUGGAGAUGCUCUCCAGGAAUCUGGAGAGGCACAACCAGAUUAUGGCCGCCUGCUUCCUUCCUUCUUAUUGCUGGUUGGUGUGUACGACCUUGCACUUCCUUUAUUUUACCAAGACGGUGCCUCCAACUCAAACUCUGACGGGGAUCUACACUAGCUUCCUACGGCUCAACUUCAGUGGGGAAGUGCUGGACAGCACCGAUCCUUCCAACAUCUCCAUGAUGAAGUAUGUGGCCAAGACGGUGGGCAAGUUGGCCUACGAAGGGGUGAUGUCCCGACAGACUUCCUUUACAGAGAAGGAUCUCCGCCGUUGUUUUGAGGUGGAGAUGAAGACGGAGAGUGAGCUGAACCUCCUGAACACUUUCCGGAGUGACGUUUUCCGCUUCUUCUUGACCCCCUCUGUUCAGUCAGGCAAGGAACACUCUUUCGUCUUCACUAUCCCGGCCAUGCAAGAGUACCUGGCUGCCCUUUACGUGGUCUUGGGGGAGAAGAAGACCCUGGUGCAACGGGUGGGCAAGGAAGUCUCUGAAAUUAUUGGGAAAGUCAGUGAGGAUGUGGCCCUGGUGCUCAGCGUGGUCUCCAAAUUCUUGCCAUUGCGCAUCCUACCUCUUCUCUUCAACCUCAUCAAGAUCUUUCCCCGCUACUUCACCCGGUUCAGUACCAAGGACCGGGAUACCAUCGCCCGCACUAUGGCAGUGGAGAUGUUCAAAGAGGAGGACUACUUCAACGACGAUGUCCUGGACCAGAUCAACUUCAGCAUUCUUGGGGUGGAAGGUCCCAUGCGCCACCCGGAUGAAGCUUCCGACGAUGAGGUCUUCGAGCUCUUCCCCAUCUUCAUGGGUGGGUUGUUGUCCCGGCGUAACCGGGCCAUCUUGGAUCAACUGGGCUGUCCAAUCAAGAACCUGGCUGCUUUCGAGAUUGCCAAGGCCAUGAAGAAAACCGUCAUCCGAAAUAGCCGUAAGGGAUUGCCGCCAUCUGAACUGAUGGACUAUCUCUUCUUUUUGCAUGAGUUCCAGAAUGAACGUUUCACAGCCGAGGCUGUCCAAUCCUUGAGGACCAUCAACCUCUCUUCAGUGAAGAUGACCCCUCUCAAAUGCGCGGUCCUGGCUUCAGUUGUGGGCACCACGAGCCACGACGUUGAGGAGCUCAAUCUUGCCUCUUGCCAUCUUGAUGUGGGCAGCCUGAGGACACUUUUCCCCAUCUUGCUACGAUGCAGGAAACUCCAUUUGCAGCUCAAUAAUCUGGGCCCAGAGGCGUGCAAGGAGAUCCGGAACCUACUUCUGCAUGACAAAUGUGUAGUCGACACCUUGCGUCUUGCAGACAAUCCGUUGACGGAGCAGGGGGCCAUCUACCUCGCGGAAGGCCUGGCUGGCAACAGCUCUUUGAGAAAUCUCUCACUACUUCACACCUCCCUGGGGAACCAGGGUGUGGAGGUGAUCACCCAGCACCUGGCUCAGAACCAGCACCUACAGGAGCUUGAUUUGGCCUACAAUUCGUUGACGGACGAAGCUGCGUUGGCCCUGGUUGAGGAAGCCAAGAAGCACGCAGCGCUGGAAACCGUGCACUUGUACUUCAACGAGAUCAGUGAAGAAGGCAAACAAGCCCUGCACGAAUUGCGGAAGAACCGGGACGGCCUCCGCGUGCUCAUUUACCUGACCAUGGGAGCAGACGUGUCCGACUACUGGGCCAUCAUCCUGAACGUGGUCCAGAAGAACCUACCCAUCUGGGACCGAGAGCGGGUGAAGCAACAUCUGGGGUUGCUCCUAGAAGAUCUUCAGUGCAGCCGCCGACAGACGGUCAACCCUUGGAAGAAACUCAAGUUCAUGAGAGUGGAGAGCGAGGUCAAGAGGAUGCUCGGUCACAUGCAGAGAGGCGCCCUUUGACCUUCGGUUCUUGGGAGGUGCCUGGAAGCAGAGCAUGGGCUUCCUACCACGCCAUGGAAACACCAGUUGAUUCAGAUGCCACAGCAAAUCUGCUUAGCCCACCAUAGGUAACUGGACAAGGUUGUCUAAGUUAUCUUAGGGCUAGUUAGCUUAGAAGAGCCCCACCUCAGGGCUCUCCUGACAUUGGUAGGAAACUAAGUUGGCAGGUAUCAUGAACCAGUGUCCAACUUUGGCAUCUAGAAGACCCGUGGACUUCAACUUCCAAAAUUCCCCAGCCAGCCAUGUUAUGGGGAAUUCUGGGAGAUGAAGUCCCACAAAUCUUAACGUACCCAAGGUUGGACAUCCGUGCUGUAGACCAGUGGUGGGUUCCAACCGAUGUUACCACGGGUUCUCUUUGCGCAUGUGCUCUGCGAAAGUGCGUUAAGUUUCUGCCCAGCUGAGGUGCGGCAAUCCACUCUGCCGCGCCUAUCAGCUGGGCUAAAAAAACAAGGAAUAAAGGUAGGAAUAAAGCGGGGGCAGGCUGGAGGGCCCAUCUCCCAGUCAAAGAGAACCGGUUUGGUGACGUCACAUCGUCACCACUACCAGCUCGGCCGAACCGGGCCGAACCGGGAGCAACCCACCACUGCUGUAGACGCACCUGCCAAUCAAAGACUGAAUCGGAUAUCCCUCAGGUGGUUUGCCUUAAUCACGUCUCUUUUGUUUUCUGGUUGAAGUCAUCUGUUUGCGUUCUGCUGCCUUCCAUGGCAGGUCGGACUACCCUUCCCAUCACUUCCACAUCACUGGGUGCAGACUGAUACAUCCGGAGAGCAGUCAGUUGGAGAACAAAGGAGGAUUCGUUCAGACUUUCGUGCUUUUGCAGGACGUAAUGAGCCUUUUUAAAAUAAUAAUAAUAAUAAUAAUAAUAAUAUUACAAACCACACAGAAGUUGUGGGCAAGGUCCCUUUAGGGCAUCUCUGGUACAAACUCAGUGAUUUUCCCCAUCAUUUACUCUGGGGAGGAAAGGAUGUAGUUGCAGUUUAAUUUAAAAACUAAAUUAAACAGGUGGUCCUCAAUGUACAACCACAAUUGAGCCCAGCAGUUCUGUUGCUAAGCAAAAUGGUCGUUAAGUGAGUUUUGCCACCUUUCUUGCCAUGUUUGUGAGUGAAUCAAUGCAGCUGUUCGGUUAGUCGCAUGGUUACUAAAUGAAUCUGACUUUCCCCUUGGCUUGGCUUGUCCGAAGGUCACAAAAGGAGGAUCAGGUGAUCUCCGGGAUGCUGCAAUGAUCAUAAAUGUGAGUCGUUUGCCGAGCAUCUGAAUUUGGAUCACGUGGCCAUGCUGCAGUGGUCACAAGUCUGAAAAACGGUCAUAAGUCACGUUUUUCAGUGCUGUUGUAACUUCGAAUGGCCACUAAAACGAAAUGUUAUAAGUUGAGGACCACCUGCAAAACGGAGCUUACCAGUUAGAGGAUAUUUAGCUGAAUGCCCGUGAGAGGAUGUAGGUAUUUUUUUAAAAAUACCAGUACUUUCUUUGAUGGGGUUGAUGAGAAGAGUUGAGGCUGAUCCAGUGAUGGGAUUCAGCCGGUUCGCACCACUUCGGGAGAACCGGUUGUCAACUUUCUGAGCAAUUUGGAAAACUGGUUGUUGGAAGAAAUCAUUGGGGCAGAGAAUCGGUUGUUAAAUUACUUGAAUUCCACGACUGGGCCUACCCAACCCCUUUCCCCAUGUCUGCAAUACAAAGGGAGUUCUUCUUUAAAAGAUUUUAACAGAUGAACCGAGUUGGAAGGGACCUUGGAGGUCAUCUAGUCCAACCCCCCGCCCAAGCAGGAGACCCUACACCAUUUCUGACCGAUGGCAAUCCAGUCUCUUCUUGAAAGCUUCCAGGGAUGAAGCUCCCACAACUUCCGAAGGCAACUUCUGCUCCAUGGGUUGAUUGUUCUCACUGUCAGGAAAUUCCUCCGUAUUUUCUAGGUUGAGUCUCUCCUUGGUCAGUUUCCAUCCAUUAUUCCUUGUCUGGCCUUUAGGUGCCUUGGAAAAUAGCUUGACCCCCUUCCUCCUCUCUGGGGCAGCCCCUCAAAUAUUGGAAGAUGCUAUCCUGUCUCCCCUGGUCCUUCUCUUCACUAGACUAGCCAGGCCCAGUUCCUGCAACCGUUCAUCGUAUGUUUGAGUCUCCAGUCCCCUCAUCAUUGAUUUUUCUUCUUGUCUCUAUCCCUCAGUGUUUCACGUAGCGUCCUUCCUCUCUCGUUCCUUCCGUUGGUACGACAUUCAAAAUACCUCACAACCGAUUCUGCACCACACAUUUGCUGAAGUUAUGGGCAGGAAGAAUAUGCACCAUAGACGGAUCUAAAAAGACGGAGGGCCGUGUCAUAUAUCUGAGUACUGAGGACUAGCAGCAUGGGGGAUUUGGUGGCCUAUAACCCAGCUAUUUUCUUUGGUUUGGGAGUAGGGGGUGGGACCGGUUUUUCAGCUUUUUCUACUCAGAGUUUUGGGGUUUUUUUCCCCCCAUGAGUGACGGACUGCCGGAUUCUUUUGCAAGAAUGCAGAGAAAUAAUAAUACAAGAUACGAUACGAUCUUGUUAUUCAUCUCAGCCAGAUUUUUCUAGACUGGGCUCAAAUCCCAGUGGGGAUUUGCAGAAAAAAGCAGGGAUUAAAAAAAAUGGAGUGAUUUGGGAAUUGUUUGCCUACGUGCCUCAAGGAAACUAAAAGGACUUUGGUUCAGUACACACAGCCCUCGACUUACGACCCCAUUGGGACUGGAACUUCCGUCACUAAGCGAUGCAGUGGCUGUGAGUCGCAUCCAAUUUUAUCGCCUUUCCCUCCUUUUUUCCAAUUUGUCGUUAAGCAAAUCACACCGUUGUUCAGUGAAUCCAGCUUCCUCCUCCUCCCCCCUCCCCGGGAAGGGAGCAUUCACGUAACCCCCGUUGCAAAUACUUUCCGGUCACCAACUGACCGAAUUUUGACCACAUGAACUCAGGGAAGCAGUGAUGGUCGUAAACGCGAGUCAGUUUUUCAUUGCCAUCCUGACUUUGAACGGUCGCUAAAUGAAUGGUCGUAAGUCGAGGCCUAUCUGUAGAUCCAGGACUUGUGCGCCCCGUUUCUACAGCCAAGAAAAAAAUAAAAUAAAUAAACAGAUAUGCAAUGGGAGACCGGCUACCACAGGGUGAGAAUUUGAAGGACCGAAGGAUUGUUUCACACAGAAUGAAUUAAUUCUUAGUAGAAUUAAUGAAUUAAUCAAUUAAUUAAUUAAUAUUAAUUCUCAGUAGUAUUAAUGAAUUAAUUCUCAGUAGAAUUAAUGAAUUAAUGAAUUAAUUCUCGGUAGAAUUAAUGAAUUAAUUCUCAGAAUUAAUGAAUUCGCAGUAGAAUUAACGAAUUAAUGAAUUAAUUCGCAGUAGAAUUAAUGAAUUCUCAGUAGAAUUAACGAAUUAAUGAAUUAAUUCUCAGUAGAAUUAAUGAAUUAAUUCUCAGAAUUAAUGAAUUCUCAGUAGAAUUAACAAAUUAACUCUCAGUAGAUUAAUGAAUUAAUUAAUUCUCAGUAGAAUUAAUGAAUUAAUUCUCAGCAGAAUUAAUGAAUGAAUUCUCAGUAGAAUUAAUGAAUUAAUUAAUUCUCAAUAGAAUUAAAUUAAUUCUACGGAGUGGAAGCAGGUUUUGCAAAUAUGUUUUGAGAAGGCUUAACCUUUAUGUCUCUGAAGCUCUGAAGUUUGCACAGAGCCUGCCAGUCGAGGGGCACUCUAUCUUGAAAUGCCAGCUACCAGGGACAAACAAAGGGGAGCGAGCCUACUGUGGGUUUGUCGUGAACACUUUUACUUUGCUGCCAAUUUCUCGUAAAUGCAAGCGCGCGCACACAAGUGCUGGACUCCGGAGAAAUAGCAAGGAAUAUCUUAUUUUCUGGUUGUAACAAAAGCCAUUAAAAUAAACUUCCAGCGAAUGUUUUACAUUA
This is a messenger RNA of Pantherophis guttatus, 8048 nucleotides long. It is a transcript of the gene NLRX1, whose product is annotated as NLR family member X1. The record is from RefSeq and is a predicted model, not a curated record. Gene Ontology annotation, molecular function: protein binding. NCBI's taxonomy places the organism in Eukaryota, Metazoa, Chordata, Lepidosauria, Squamata, Colubridae.